This is a messenger RNA of Cotesia congregata, 2462 nucleotides long. NCBI's taxonomy places the organism in Eukaryota, Metazoa, Arthropoda, Insecta, Hymenoptera, Braconidae. The record is from the annotation of a GenBank genome assembly.
AUAAAUAAAUAGAUAAUAAUAAUAGAAUGCCGUGAUAUGCUCGAGAGUGAGUUGGCAAUAAUAAACGAGUGAUGUGAGGAAAAAUAUUUCUUGAUACCUUAAUCAAAUGCAUCCUGCUGUUCUCUCUCAUAUUAUAUAGCUUUAUAUCACACACAUAUUACGUUAUACACAUACUCGCCAGUGCAGUGUCAUGUCGCGAUCGAUUCGCAGUUCUUUGCGCACAAUAUUCCGUCAACAUUUAUUCGCGAAUUCUAUUUUAUCGUUUAUUUAAAAUUUAAAAUAUACAUCCCCUUUUAGUCCUUUUUAAUUUAUUUGAAUAAUUAUUCAAAUGACGAAUAAACUGUCGUGUUAAAAAAUUAAAUUAACGUAACGUUUCGUAACUGAUGGUUAAUGAAUAAAUAUAAUAAUUGUCAACGGGCUUUAACUUUACCGUAAAACAUGCGUUUAAUUAUUCAAGCGAAUUCAAUUUCUAUAAAUAAAUAAAACAAUUUACGAGAGUGAUUUAACAACUGACGAGCUGUGAAAAUUCACUGUUUAAUUAUAUACUCUCUAUUAUACAAUAAAUAUUCAAGUGCACUGGGUUAUCAAUAAUAACUAUUCUAUUUAAAUAUUCAUUAUAAUUAUUCCUCAUCCAUUAUAUAUAAUAUUAAUUAAUUAAUUUUAAAUAAUUGUCAAAUAUUUAAGUUAAACGUCAGAGUAAAUAUGGUAACAAAGUUGUAUAUCAGUAGACUAAAGAGUCCGAAAAGUAUUAAUGGAUUAUUAUUAAAAAAAAAUUAUGCAAGUAUCGGGACUUGUCCCGUACAAAAUGAGGAAUUGUCGUGGGAAGAAGCAAAACCGUAUAAUGAAAUUCCUGGUCCAAAAUCUUAUCCCAUUUUUGGGAAUUUAUUUAAAUUUUUACCCUACAUAGGUGAAUACGGAAAUUUGCCGCUGUACGAACAAAUGAAAUUACUGAACAAACAGUACGGGAAGAUUGUAAAGCUAGAAGGAGUGUUCGGGAGGAGACCCUCGGUAUUUCUGUACGACCCAGAACAAUGUGAAAAAAUGUACCGUGUAGAGGGAGCCUGGCCGCUGAGAAUAGCGAUUGAAACAAUGUGUACAUACCGAGAGAGAAACUCAAAAGUUUACAAAGGAAAAUUGGGACUUGUCGGCAGAGCCAAGGUAAAGCCUGGCACGAGUUUAGGAAAAACGUGAAUCAACAUAUGAUGCAGCCGAGAAGCAUCAAGCCCCACGUGGCACAAGUCGACCAAGUUGCCAACGACUUUAUCACGAGAAUACGAAAACUUCGAGAUGUAAAAAGUUUUAAACUACCGGCAACAUUCAACAACGAAAUGAAUAAGUGGGCUCUCGAGUCUAUAUGUAUGAUUGCGAUGGAUCAUCGUUUAGGAAGUUUCGAGGACGGGUUAACAGCCGACUCAGAGCCACAGAGAAUGAUUGAUGCAGUUCACAACAUGUUUGAGCUCUUUUACCAGCUUGAAAUUUUGCCCUCGUUGUGGAAAAUUUAUGACACGCCGAAACUCAAGAAGUUGUUUCAGACACUAGAUGUUAUUACCAGAUUGCUUCGAAGCAUAUAGACGAUGCUAAACUAAAGUUUGCCAAGUACCCAAAGAGCAAUACAAACGAACGAAGCGUCCUGGAAAGUUUAUUGAGUAUCGACGAACAAACUGCUUAUAUUAUGGCACUCGAUAUGUUAACUGCUGGAAUUGACACGCUGGAAAUGCCACGGGUUUAUUAUUGUAUCAUAUCUCGAUAAACCCUCAAGUACAGGAAAAGCUAAGAGAGGAAACAUUAAAUUUACUGCCCGAUAAAACAUCCCCUGUAACAUUUGAUGUUCUUAAUAACAUUCCCUACCUCAAGGCGUGUAUCAAAGAAUCACUUCGAUUAGCACCGAUUGCUAUUGGCAAUUUACGAACAAUGCGUACCGAUGUUGUUCUGGCUGGAUACAAAAUUCCUAAACAAACUGAUGUUGUAGCGUGUCACAGUGUACUUUCAAUGGAUCCUGAGCAUUUUCCUCGGCCAGAAAAGUUUUUACCGGAAAGAUGGCUGAGAAAUAGCGAUAAUACAGAUGUAAAAGCCAGCAAAGAGGCGCAUCCGUUUGCUUACAUGCCAUUUGGUUUUGGCCCGCGUACGUGUAUUGGAAGACGAUUCGCUGAAUUAGAAAUGGAAACCCUAACGCUUAAGAUGUUGCAGAACUUUAAAAUUGAAUGGCCUUCUAACGAGCCUUUAAAAAUAAAAAGCCGGUUUAUAAAUACAAUGGAUUCGCCUUUGCAAUUAAAAUUAAUUGAUAUUUAAGAGGAUGAUAAGUUAAAAGUUUAACUCCCGUAGUAUAAAUAAUUUACAAGAUAAGAUUAGUCUAAAUAAAUUGUAUAUUUUUAUGAAAAUAAUUUAUCUGAUAAAAUAUUGAAUUGUGCAAUGUACAAAGUUCAACAACUAGGAUAUUAUACUGGUUAAUGUGUAAAUAUUAG